GGCGGGACUUGUUAGAAAUACGGGCUGGAAGAACGCUAUAAGGACUUCCACUUCCGUUUUAAGAUGGCAGCCACAGUCAAGAAAUCUGUUGCGGUCGAAGAUGUCAAUGUCACUUUUGAAGACCAGCAGAAAAUUAACAAGUUUGCUAGGAGCACAAAUCGGAUGACCGAGCUGAAAGAGGAAAUAGAAGCCAAAAAAAAAUCUCUACAGAAUUUAGAGGAUGCAAGUGACGACCUUAUGAUGCUGGAGGACGAUGAUCUCCUGAUCCCAUAUCAUAUAGGAGAUGUUUUCAUCAGUCACACGCAGGAGGAGACGCAGGAGAUGCUAGAGGCUGCUAAGGAAACUCUGAAGGAGGAAAUCAAAUCUCUGGAAAGCCGAGUGACAUCGAUACAGGAAGUGCUCGGUGAUCUCAAGGUCCAGUUGUAUGCCAAAUUUGGAAACAACAUUAAUCUGGAAGCUGAUGAAAGCUGAAUGCUUCAGUAUUUGGACUAUUUAACAAACUGACAACACCCGUUUCCUACAUGGCGCUUACAACCAGAUCUAGUUGAUGAUUUUGCAGUUCUAGUCAUUGCUUCAGUCUUGUGUGGGUGGUUAGGUUUCUGUACUUAAAGCAGUGGAGGUGGAAUUUUUUUUUUUUUUUUUUUUUAACAGAACAAACUGGUCAUGAGUACUCAACACAGAGCAGUUAAUGCUGUUAAAAUAAAAAGUAUGAACUGA
This is a messenger RNA of Hemibagrus wyckioides, 717 nucleotides long. RefSeq names its product prefoldin subunit 4 (gene pfdn4). The coding region runs from base 64 to 471 and encodes 135 amino acids. Gene Ontology annotation, biological process: protein folding. Lineage: Eukaryota; Metazoa; Chordata; Actinopteri; Siluriformes; Bagridae. The transcript is spliced from 4 exons. Gene Ontology annotation, cellular component: cytoplasm; prefoldin complex. The record is from RefSeq and is a predicted model, not a curated record.